UCCUCGCAGGGAAAGGAGGAAAUCCCCUGGCAGAGCAGAGUUGCUGCGUCGAGAUAGCAACUCAACUGGUGCUCGUCAUCUCGCUUCCCUCGCGCCCCCUCCCCUCUUUCGGGGCCGGAAGGACGGGAGGAAGGGGCAUGUUCUCCAAAGGAGAUGUGAAAGCAAUCUGAUCACAUGGGGAUUCCCUUUUCUCUGCUCCUCUACUCCAAGCUCGCCCAAUCUUGCUGCCUUCUGAAAUUGCUUGGCGCAGGGUUUUUCUGAGAACUAGUACUGCCAUGGCCAGCUUUGAAACUGAAGAUACAGAAGAGACUGUGACCUGUCUCCAUAUCAAAGUCUAUCAUCCAAGUCAAAUGGAAAAGAAUGUAUUCCAAGCCUUCCACUUUUGCCAGCCACAUCAUGUGAAAGUAGAUGACCUAGUGAAGUUUGGAAGAGAUGGUCAGGUCUGCCGCUUUAAUUUUGUAGAUGGACGGGCCUCACGUAUUCAGUUCGCUCUGCAGUGUUUCAGACACUUCAACAGCUCAAAGCUGGGUUUCGAGAUUAAGAAUUUGAGCAAGAAGACAAAGCUGUUUGUGGAUCUCGCUGAACUGGCUUACCUGAAUAAGGUUGAGUUGCAAGAGACAUGCAUGGUUUGUUUUGGAGAGUACCAAAUGCUAUUGGAAAAAGAAGAAGGACAGUCAGAUAAGUAUUUUGACAUCCGCUUUGAAUUAUCAAAAACACCCAUGUUGCAGCCAAAAAACUUGUCUUGGCGGGAACCUAUACCUGAAUGUGGCUUUUCAUGUGCUGAAUCUCCAGUUGAGAUAGAUGAGACGGAAGAAAUGGGAAAUGCCCUCCAUGAGAAAUGGACUUACUAGUUUCAAUGUUACAAAUUCAAUGUUGUUGGUUUUUUGCCCUAUGUACUAUUGCAGUUGAAUGGUAUCCUUCACAUAUGUCCAAUAUAUGCCUACACUAUGAAUAGGUUAGCAUUGUUCUUUGUAAGCUGCCACUUUACAGAUAUUUUGGCAUCAUUGCUUAAAAUACUGGUGAGGAGCCACCAGACUGUGAGCCUAAUUAGCUGGUCAAUGACACUUACAAAACACAAUGCCUUUGCCUGCAUGGUUUGACUUCAAACUGCAUGAGCAAAGGAAAACAGGUUACCUGCUGUCAUUGUGAUUGACACUGCAUCCUCUAUCAAAAUUGGCUCCUGGGGGUGGGGAAGGUAAGGAUCUGGUCCACCAUUGGGAUCCAGUUUCCCACCUCUGGCUUAAAACAGGUAAAUGAUAAUCUUAUCAUACAGCCAGAGGACUUGGCAGUAACAAUGCAGGCUUUCAAUACUUUUCAGCAGUGGCUGACCUGUAGCCUUCCAGAUAUUGCAGGACUCCCAACAAUUCCAGCUGUCAGUUCCAGCCAGCAUGCCCAAUGAUCAUGGGAUAAUGGGAGUUUAAGUCCAAAAGCUGCCACAGGCCACAAGUUAGCCACCUCUGCUCUAAAGACUACCUGAAGGCAAAAAUAAAAUUCUGACCUUGUAAUACCACUGUCAUCUUGGAUGGAUGGCUAACUAUCACCCAACAAUAUAAAACUGGAACCAAUUGCUUUCCUUAUUAAACGGUAAUGUUUUGUUUAAAUACGACACUGCAAGCCUGCCCAAAAGCAAAAGAAACUUGGAGAACAUAAUGAUGUAUGCAAUAUCUAAAGGCCUCUUUUAUAUUUCAUAGCCUGACCUGUACAUGCUUCCUGCUAUGUUUCUGAACAGCUGUUGAUUUGAAAUUGCUGCAAGUUGUGAAAGCACAUAAACGCAUGCAUGCUAGCAUUAAUACUGUAGUGCAACUAUUUUGAUUCCAUUUGGACACCAUGCUGUGUUCUCUUGUGCUAGUAGCUGUUAGAUUGUGAGUUUAGGAUUGGGGCAGAGGAGGUGACUUCAAAUUUGCAUUUAACCAAGAGGAACACUGGGGUAGACCUGGUCUAAUCAGGUUUGGUUCCCCUUAUUAAUGAGGUCCACUUGGUGCCUUUGCUGACCUUAACUAAAAAAUACAUCUUUUCCAGGCUUUUGAUGGACAGUGAUUGCUAUUAGCGUGCUGCUAGAGCUUUAUACUGCUGUUAUGAGUGGAGCAGGGGGUUGUUUUGUGUAUUGCUUAUGAUCUGAACGUAUUUCUGUGCGACUGUGCUUGUAAAAUAUUUUUUUAACUUAUGCUUAAAGUAUGUUACAAGUCUCUUGGAGGCCUUCUGUGUAACAAGCAACUAAGAAGUUUACUAAAUAAACACAAUAUAAUCACAA
Podarcis raffonei (Aeolian wall lizard) is the source of this 2251-nucleotide messenger RNA. It is a transcript of the gene TIFA, whose product is annotated as TRAF interacting protein with forkhead associated domain. Gene Ontology annotation, biological process: canonical NF-kappaB signal transduction. The record is from RefSeq and is a predicted model, not a curated record. Gene Ontology annotation, molecular function: protein binding. Bases 276 to 851 code for a protein of 191 amino acids. The transcript has 2 exons. NCBI's taxonomy places the organism in Eukaryota, Metazoa, Chordata, Lepidosauria, Squamata, Lacertidae.